AUGGCAUCUUCCACGAGAGGUGAGAUUCUGGACUCAUCAUUCCUGGUAGAAGAGGCGAUGGUCCGAGGCUACAAGGCCGAGCACUACUAUCCCGUCCGGAUCGGCGACGUGUUCCAAGAACGCUACAAGAUCGUCGGUAAACUUGGCUAUGGAUCAGCAUCUACCGUGUGGCUCUGUCGGGACACUCAGGCAUCGGAAGCUUUCGUUGCGUUGAAAGUCUACAUCAACAGCUCCAAGUGGCAUCGGGAACUUCCCAUUUAUGAACACAUUAACAGCCUAGGCUCUAUCCUUCCUGGACUGGUCCACAUGGAAAGCACAUCUGCCUCGUGCAUGAAGCCCUGGGUAAAAAACCUCGAGGAGCUUCGAGAUGUGAUUCCGGAGCGUGUCUUUGAGCCAGACCUCGUGCGAGACACUCUGCGCAACAUCCUACGUGCUCUACACUUCUUACACACGGACGCUGGUGUUAUUCAUACGGACAUACAGCCUAAUAACAUUCGCUUGGGCGUGCGGGAUAGUCCUAUGUUCGAGAGAUUUGAGCAGGACGAGCUCCAGAAUCCCAUGCCACGAAAAGAACUGCCUGGACGUACUAUACUGCUCAAGGCCAAUGAGAAUCACUAG
Molecule: messenger RNA, 618 nt
Organism: Recurvomyces mirabilis
Lineage: Eukaryota; Fungi; Ascomycota; Dothideomycetes; Mycosphaerellales; Teratosphaeriaceae
Exons: 3
Coding region: 1-618 (205 amino acids)
Biological process (GO): peptidyl-serine phosphorylation; regulation of mRNA processing; spliceosomal complex assembly
Cellular component (GO): nucleus; cytoplasm
Molecular function (GO): protein serine/threonine kinase activity; ATP binding
Source: RefSeq, a predicted model, not a curated record